Molecule: messenger RNA, 1072 nt
Organism: Hibiscus syriacus
Lineage: Eukaryota; Viridiplantae; Streptophyta; Magnoliopsida; Malvales; Malvaceae
Exons: 1
Coding region: 64-903 (279 amino acids)
Source: RefSeq, a predicted model, not a curated record
CCCUUCUCUUCUCUUCGAGUCCUCAGUCCCUGCUCCAAUCACUUGUAAUUUUGAAUUGCAACAAUGAUCUCUCGUAGUCGUAUUUUAAUCUCGAAACUUCCCAUCCGCUGCAAUUCCUCUUCUUCUUCUUCUUCUUCUUUCAUAUCCCCUCCCUUAAACCCUAAUCCCCAAUCCCAUCCCUUUCCCCCUGUCUCAACCCCAAACCAAAUCACUUCUCGUCUCUAUUCUAGUAUAUCAUUCUCAUCAAGCUAUUGUUUUUCAGUCGAACGAACCCUAGAUACACAACUGGGUCCUAAAUCCUUGAAGGCGGAUUUGAAUUUGGAUUUCAUCAGAAGAGCAUCAUAUGCUAGUAUAAGUCCCAGAUAUCAUUCAACAACUUCUUCUACCCCUACCCCAAGAGCUGACAAUGAGGAAUCAGGCAACAGUAGCCGUGAAUCCCACCCGAGUCAAAACCCUGAUUUCAAGCACCAAGAAAUCGAGGGACCGACCGUGGAACGUGAUUUAUCAGCAUUGGCUAAUGAGACGCGAGAGGUUCUUGAAGCAAUGACGAAGAACAUAUAUGGACUUAGCAAAGCGGUGGCUCUUCUGGGUUUGCUCCACCUCGGUCUUGGAGCUUGGAUAUCCUAUGCUCAUGGUUCUGGGGCACAUCCAUUGAAUGAGGUUACCGUUCAAAGUGUGAUGGCAUUUGGGUUCCCUAUUACACUGGCGUUUAUGUUGCGGCAAUCGGUGAAGCCUAUGUACUUCUUCAAGACGAUGGAGGAGCGAGGUAGGCUGCAGAUCCUGACCCUUACUCUUCAGGUUGCUAAGAGCUUGAAUGUCUUGUUUGUUCGGUUCCGUGUUGUGUCUUUCUUGUGCAUUGCGGGGGCGUCAAUCGGGUUGAUGUUCAAUGUGUUGUCUAAGUGACGUUUUGAAAGUUUUCAGAUUUGAGUUUCCUGUUUCUGUUUCUAUUAAAUGAGUUAUGAAUUGUUUAGGAAUAGGAUGAUUGCUCUGUUGGUUAGCAACAGAACAUACAUGAGACCAAAAUAUCUCCUAUUACAUCUGCUAAUAAUAAUGUUGUUAUCAUAUACUUGAA